Molecule: messenger RNA, 612 nt
Organism: Nestor notabilis (Kea)
Lineage: Eukaryota; Metazoa; Chordata; Aves; Psittaciformes; Psittacidae
Gene: EIF6
Product: eukaryotic translation initiation factor 6
Exons: 4
Biological process (GO): assembly of large subunit precursor of preribosome; ribosomal subunit export from nucleus; cytosolic ribosome assembly
Cellular component (GO): cytosol; preribosome, large subunit precursor; nucleolus
Molecular function (GO): ribosomal large subunit binding
Source: RefSeq, a predicted model, not a curated record
GAAACAGGCACGGACUGUUGGUCCCAAGCAGCACAACAGACCAGGAGCUGCAGCACAUCCGCAAUAGCCUGCCAGAUUCCGUACGAAUCCAACGAGUGGAGGAGCGUCUCUCAGCAUUGGGCAAUGUCACCACCUGCAAUGACUAUGUAGCUCUUGUUCACCCAGACCUUGACAGGGAGACGGAGGAGAUCUUGGCAGAUGUACUGAAGGUUGAGGUUUUUAGACAAACGGUAGCAGAUCAGGUGCUGGUAGGAAGUUACUGUGUUUUCAGUAACCAAGGAGGAAUUGUGCAUCCGAAAACUUCAAUUGAUGAUCAGGAUGAGCUGUCUUCAUUGCUCCAGGUCCCACUCGUGGCUGGAACAGUGAAUCGUGGCAGCGAGGUCAUUGCAGCAGGGAUGGUUGUCAAUGACUGGUGUGCCUUCUGUGGGCUGGAUACAACCAGCACCGAGCUCUCCGUCAUUGAGAGUAUCUUCAGGCUGAAUGAAGCUCAGCCAAGUACCAUUGCUACCAACAUGAGAGAUUCCUUGAUUGACAGCUUGACAUGAGCAAUGUCAGUUCCAACUUCCCAGAAAGCUCCUAAGGAGUGAAGUGUCGAGCUCCACUUUGGAUUAC